CACGUAGAUUAUGUGAGCAAAUAUGUUUUAUUUAAUUUUAAAAAAUAAUUAUGUAUCAUAGAUUGCUUCGAUAUUGUAAAAUAACAUAAUUUUCACAAAUUAAAAUUUAUUAACUAAAUAAUUUGAUACCACAAAGUAUAACAUAAAAUUAGUUAAUAUUGAACACUUAACUAUUAUUAUUAUUUUCUUCAUCUUGGCAUUAAUCGCAUGUAUCAUGUAUUACAUACAAAACAAAUAUAUCAAACAUGAGUCAAGAUUUUAUUAAGCAAGCUAGCUCGCAACUCUACUCGACUCGGCUCGUUAAUAAACGAGUCGAGCUCAAACUCGACUCAUUUGUUAACGAGCCGAGCUCAAACUGAGGAAAACUCGACUCGACUCGGCUCAUUUGCAGCCCUACUCAGAGGUGUACGAUGAAACCAAUACUACCAAUGGGAUGGAUAAUUAUCCAAAACGGUUACAUAACUUCAGUAUUUGAACAAAAUGAUCACAUAACGUUUAUUUAUUUUUCAAAAUGAUGCUACAACUUUGAAAAUUCGUAACAAAUGAUCACAUUUAAAUCUAUUUUCAUCCAAAAAUUUGUCCAACUUGAAAUGUUAAAUUAAUAAAAACUAGAAAUCGUGUCAAGCUUCACCCAAGUCCUCGAACCACUCAACCGUAUUCAUAGAAAUUAUACUUGCAUCCGACUUGAAAAGAUGAAACACGCAUCUAAUAAUUGGUCAGGCGUGAUUUUUUUUUUAUCUUUACGAGAAAGACAUGGCAAAUUAAAGGAAAUUUUGUAUGGAAUGACAAAUUCAAACUUGUAACCUAUGUUUGAGUUUUUCAUUAUGGGUCCGAGUAUAAAUUAUACAACGAGUAAGAAAGUUGUUAAAAAGCAUGUGAUUUGAUCAAUCCAAUUCCCUUAUCGUGGUUUUGAGUUCUUUUUGUCUCCUCAUGAGUAAAAUUAUUUGGCUCUCAUAUAUUCAUACUUCAAGGACAUGCCCUUUGUUCUAAGAGUUUGCAAUUUGGUUGGGGAAAUCUACAUUAAUAUGACCAUUUUUGUCAAACGUCAAAGUAAUAUGAUUAUUUUGGAUAAUUAUCCAACAGGACGUCUACGGGCUCUAAUGGAGAAGUGCAAACUUGGGCUUUUUAGGGGCCCGUUAUUUGGAUGACGUGGUUGGAUUUGAGCCCGGCCCACGAAAGUCGAAUACUACCAACCUCUCAAAUUCUUUUGUUUUCCGUUGGUUUUAAGUUUUAACUUUCAUCGCCAAAUCCAUUUCUCUUCCAAUCCUCUUUUCUUUUCCCAGUGAAGGAAACGAGCGACUGGAGAGAAGAGAAGAGAGCAAUGGAGUUGGCCACCAAGUUCCAUAGCUCUUCCUUCUCCAUCUUCAACGCUCCAAUUUACAAAGGGAAACUCGUUGCUGCUUCUCCGUCUUCUUCUUCAUCGUCACUUCAGCUUUCCAAGCAAUGGUUGGGCGUCGGCUUAUCGUCUCGGGCUGCUACUGCGGCCAAAGCUACGCCGUCCCUGAGGUUUCUCUCGAGGCAGCAGCGGAAGUCAAUUAUCAGUACGGUUAAGUGUUCCGUUUCUCAGACCACGCCGGCAGAAACCUCCGCCGAGAAGAAGAGUCAAUUGAUGAGAAGAAGCGAUAUAAGGAACAUCGCAAUCGUGGCUCAUGUCGAUCAUGGAAAGACGACUUUGGUUGAUUCCAUGUUGAAACAAGCUAAGGUGUUUCGUGACAAUCAAAUUAUGCAAGAAAGGAUAAUGGACUCGAAUGAUUUGGAGCGUGAAAGAGGGAUUACGAUACUGAGCAAGAACACGUCUAUUACUUACAAGGAUACCAAGAUUAAUAUUAUUGAUACUCCAGGCCAUUCUGAUUUCGGUGGUGAAGUGGAGCGCAUCCUGAAUAUGGUUGAAGGAGUCCUUCUAGUGGUAGAUUCUGUUGAGGGCCCAAUGCCGCAGACCAGAUUUGUUUUGAAGAAGGCUCUGGAGUUUGGCCAUGCUGUCGUUGUUGUUGUCAACAAAAUUGAUAGACCUUCAGCUCGUCCAGAGUUUGUCAUCAACUCCACCUUUGAGCUCUUCAUUGAGCUGAAUGCAUCAGAUGAGCAGUGUGAUUUCCAAUCUAUUUAUGCCAGUGGCAUUCAAGGAAAGGCUGGAUUGUCUCCUGAUGAUUUGGCUGAGGAUCUUGGACCACUUUUCGAGUCUGUAAUCAGAUGCAUACCCGGACCCCGUAUAGAAAAAGAUGGUGCUCUGCAAAUGCUUGCGACGAAUAUUGAAUAUGAUGAACAUAAGGGACGUAUAGCUAUUGGACGUGUUCACGCUGGGUCCCUCCGGAGGGGGAUGGACGUUAGGGUAUGCACAUCUGAAGACACAUGUAGAUUUGCAAGGAUUAGUGAGCUUUUUGUGUAUGAGAAGUUCUUCAGGGUUCCGGUAGAAAGUGUUGAAGCUGGUGACAUUUGUGCUGUCUGUGGAAUUGAUGAUAUUCAGAUUGGAGAGACCAUAGCCGAUAAAGCAGCAGGGAAGCCAUUACCUUCUAUCAAGGUGGAAGAGCCAACUGUAAAGAUGGCUUUCUCCAUAAAUACUUCACCAUUCGUUGGUAGAGAGGGGAAGUAUGUGACAAGCAGAAAUUUAAGAGAUAGACUCUUCCGUGAACUUGAGCGAAAUUUGGCCAUGAAAGUUGAAGAGGGCGAAUCCUCGGAUACUUUUAUAGUCAGUGGACGUGGUACUUUACACAUCACCAUAUUGAUAGAGAACAUGCGAAGGGAAGGAUAUGAAUUCAUGGUGGGGCCUCCUAAGGUGAUUAACAAAAGAGUGGAUGAAAAAUUAUUUGAACCAUUUGAGAUUGCAACCGUUGAGGUUCCUGAAGAGCACAUGGGCGCUGUUGUAGAGCUUUUGGGGAAAAGGCGUGGGCAAAUGUUCGACAUGCAAGGAGUUGGGUCGGAGGGUACUACAUUUCUGAAAUACAAAAUUCCCACUCGUGGCCUUCUUGGUGUGAGAAAUGCAAUUUUGACUGCAUCCCGCGGAACAGCAGUUCUCAACACCAUAUUCGAUGGAUACGGCCCUUGGGCUGGUGACAUUAGCACGAGAGAUCAAGGCUCAUUGGUAGCAUUUGAGGAGGGAACAUCCACUUCUUACGCGAUGGCUAGUUCACAGGACAGGGGCCAGUUGUUCAUUGGUCCAGGUGUGGACGUCUACAAAGGCCAAAUCGUCGGAAUCCACCAGCGAUCUGGCGACUUAUCCCUCAACGUCUGCAAGAAGAAGGCUGCAACGAACGUGCGUUCAAACAAAGAGCAAACAGUUGUUCUCGACACACCCUUGGAUUACAGUCUGGACGACUGCAUUGAGUACAUUCAAGAGGACGAACUGGUGGAGGUCACGCCAGCGAGCAUCCGCAUGUGCAAGAACCCCAAGUUCUCCAAGAAGGGCAGCAGGUGAGAGUUGAGGCCAUUGGAUCCUUUUAUACAAUCUCAGACGAUAAGUUGAUUUUGCGGAUCCUCGUAUAUUUUCGGCAAAGCUCAUCUCGGUAUAGUUAGAAAGAUGUGUUGGUCCUUCUCUUUUACUGCAUAUGCAUUCAUUGCCGUUUUCACGGCCUUGGAAUCAGGUCAUCAGUUUAGGAAUGAAUAGACAUCAUAGAUCAAUCUUCCACUUGGGUAGGAGGACAUGGUUGUAUAUUUGUAUAUAUAACCAGAUAUGUUGAGAGAUCCAUUGUUGUACUUGUUUGGACUUGCAUAAUUUUGAUUGCUUCCAACAGGACCAUAUGUCAUCUCAUUUGCACUCAGAUAUUCAUGAAAAUAAUCUGCAUCAUUGUGC
This is a messenger RNA of Linum trigynum, 3784 nucleotides long. NCBI's taxonomy places the organism in Eukaryota, Viridiplantae, Streptophyta, Magnoliopsida, Malpighiales, Linaceae. The record is from the annotation of a GenBank genome assembly.